Phaeodactylum tricornutum CCAP 1055/1 is the source of this 1135-nucleotide messenger RNA. It is a transcript of the gene CaMK2, whose product is annotated as calcium/calmodulin-dependent protein kinase. The coding region runs from base 1 to 978 and encodes 325 amino acids. Gene Ontology annotation, biological process: protein phosphorylation. The transcript has a single exon. NCBI's taxonomy places the organism in Eukaryota, Bacillariophyta, Bacillariophyceae, Surirellales, Neidiaceae. Gene Ontology annotation, molecular function: protein kinase activity; ATP binding. The record is from RefSeq and is a predicted model, not a curated record.
AUGCGAUUUGACGAGUUAUACAGGCUGAAGGGUGUCCUCGGUACCGGUGCAUUUUCAACUGUUCGUGAAGGAUUCCACCGAAACAACCAAAAGCUCAGUUAUGCGGUCAAAUGUAUUAAUCGAAAGAAACUUACAGAGGAGGAUGAAGCUGCUCUGUUAGAUGAGGUGUCAAUCCUGAAGGAAAUGGAGCAUUCACAUAUCAUUCGACUAUACGAUUUCUUCGAAGAGCCCAGCACAUACUAUUUGGUGAUGGAACGAAUGCGUGGAGGCGAGCUGUUUGACCGUAUUGUUGCCAAAGCAUACUACAACGAGAAAGAGGCACGAGACACCUGUAAGAUCGUCUUAGAAGCUGUUGGCUACUGUCACCAAAACCAUGUUGCGCACCGGGAUCUGAAACCGGAAAAUCUUCUUUUACUAUCGGAGCACGAUGAUUCAGCCGUCAAGAUUGCUGAUUUUGGUUUUGCCAAGAAAGUCUAUAAGCAUAAUUGCCUGACGACACAAUGUGGCACUCCAGGCUAUGUCGCGCCAGAAAUUUUAGAGGGAACUCCAUACGAUGAGCGAGCUGAUAUGUGGAGUGUCGGUGUAAUCCUUUACAUUCUACUCGGAGGUUAUCCUCCUUUUAUCGAAAGCACUCAACGUGAUUUGUUUCGUAAAAUCAGAAAGGGGGAAUACGAAUUCCACGAAGAGUAUUGGGGGACGGUAUCGACUGAGGCGAAGGAUCUGAUAUCAUCAUUGCUCACUGUUGACUGCAGUACACGCCUGACUGCUCACCAAGCUUUGGAAAACGGAUGGAUUCUAGGCGACGACGCCAAGCUUGCUUCAAAAGAUUUGGGGCCCAAUUUGAAGAAGCUUGCCAACUUCAAUGCCAAACGGAAGCUUCGUGCUGCAGUUUCGGCCGUGAUUGCCAUGAACAAGUUAAACUUCCUUUCGGAAAGCUUUGUCAAGCCGGGCGGUAAAAUGACGAAAGACGAGAGCUAGACGUUGCAAUACGACGCAGCCUCUUAAAAGAGAUUCGUACGUCUAUUCACGACUGUGGGACUUGAGGGAAAGGUGUUAUUGUGAGAAACACAUUGACGCAGUUGAGAGCGAAUCGCUCCAUAGUUUUUGCAUAAACCUCCAUUCUUUCGGUAAAAAA